Messenger RNA from Zymoseptoria tritici IPO323, 1912 nucleotides. RefSeq lists its product as uncharacterized. Bases 270 to 1595 code for a protein of 441 amino acids. Gene Ontology annotation, cellular component: fungal-type cell wall. The transcript is spliced from 2 exons. The record is from RefSeq and is a predicted model, not a curated record. Lineage: Eukaryota; Fungi; Ascomycota; Dothideomycetes; Mycosphaerellales; Mycosphaerellaceae. Gene Ontology annotation, biological process: fungal-type cell wall organization; carbohydrate metabolic process. Gene Ontology annotation, molecular function: chitin binding; glycosyltransferase activity; hydrolase activity, hydrolyzing O-glycosyl compounds.
UCUUCUUGGACCUCACUCUUCAUCCCGGUAUUUCUUAUCCAUCUCCUUGUCGUACGCCUUGCGUUCGAUCCGACUAUCGUUAAACACUUCAAUCACCUCAACUCACGAUCGUUGCAACACCAAUCGUCGGUGGCGAGAAACAACCGUUCGCAUUCCAAUCCACGGCGCGCUACCGAACGGUUCCAGCCUGUUUCGACAGCAACACCACCGCUCGCUAUAUCCUUGAACACAACCCCACGAACCUUGAAACCCGCAGAACCUCACCAACCAUGAAGCACACAUUCAGCGCUGCUGCUGCGUUGAUCGCAACCUUCUCCCUCGUCGCCGCUCAGAGCGCUCCCAAGUGCGGUCCCGGAAACAACUGCCCUUCAGACGCACCAUGUUGUUCACAAUACGGUCAAUGUGGUGCUGGUGCAUACUGCUUGGGAGGAUGUGAUCCCGAACACUCUUUCUCACUCAAGUCUUGUAUGGCUGCACCCACUUGCAAGAGCGCCGAUUACAAAAUGGAUUCGAUCGACGAUAUCGCGAAGAACACAGUAUACCUGGGUGACGCGUCCAAGGCGAACUGGGUCAGCUCGGGAACGGUGGUGGAAUACAACGACGAUUCGGUGCUGCUCACAAUGGCUCCAUCGACUGUCGGCACCUUGCUUUCGAGCACUCAUUACGUUUGGUAUGGAAAGAUCAGUGCGACCAUGACCACAUCACAAGGUCAAGGUGUUGUCACUGCGUUCAUCUUGAUGAGUGAUGUCAAGGAUGAAAUCGAUUUCGAGUGGGUUGGAGAUGAUGUGACCUCUGCACAGUCCAACUACUAUUACCAGGGUAUCACCAACUACCAAAACAUGGUGCCACUCAAGGUUUCCGACACUCGCCAGAACACGCACACCUACGAGAUCGACUGGACUCCAGACAAGGUCACUUGGUCCAUUGACGGAAAUGUCAUGCGCACACUCAACAGGGAUGAUACCUACAACGAGACCACCAAGGGUUACAACUUCCCUCAGACACCCGCUCGUGUUCAACUUUCCCUCUGGCCAGCUGGGCUGCCGUCCAACGGUGAGGGCACCAUCGAGUGGGCUGGAGGAUUGGUCAACUGGGACAGCAACUACAUGCAGAACGGUUACUACUACGCCAUGAUUAAGGAUGUUACCGUCGAAUGCUACAAACCACCAAGCGGCUCCGGCAACGGCGAUGCUUACUACUACACCAGCGUGGCCGGUACGGAGGGUGAUGUACAGAUUGGUAACAACGACACCGUCCUGUCCUCUUUCUUGGCCACUGGUGAGAACCCGAAGUUUGGAGGAUCCAGCGAUACAUCCAGUGCCAGUGCCCAGCCCACCCAGCAGGUCGAGACUGUGCCUGGUAUCUCCGGUGGCGGCAAUGUCGCGAGCAGCGGGCGUGCUCCCGUCGACACUGGCGGCGACAACUCUGGAACCUCCGCUGGCGAUGGUAACACUGCCCUGUCCUCCGGCAGCGGCGGCAACACUUUCUCGCAGGGCAUGUCCAGCGAUGGCACCAACACCAGCGAAGCACCCAAACUUGCUGCUGGCAGCGUGGUGGCUCUUCUCGGAUUCUUCGUCGCAGCUUUGACGCUGUAGGACGGGUUUCCUCAAUUAUUACGACAGAUGUGACUAUAUGGAGAUUAAUGCCUCAGAUGGCUUCCGGUCCUUUAUGAAACAGACAAGAGAGACAGCAAAGAGAGACAGCAAGUAGAGACAGCAAAGCGAGACAGCAGAGAGAGACAGCAAAGAGAGACAGCAGAGAGAGACAGAAGAUGAUGGAGGAUGUAUUGACGGACAGUGUCGAUUUGGAAAAAGUGAGGUUUUGGUUCCAGUACCUCUUUGUGGAUGACCAUUGGGAUUUUGGAUUAUUGCAUAGCGUAGUACAGUAAUGGUCCAACGAAUGAGUGUGUUCA